Molecule: messenger RNA, 3654 nt
Organism: Seriola dumerili (greater amberjack)
Lineage: Eukaryota; Metazoa; Chordata; Actinopteri; Carangiformes; Carangidae
Product: transmembrane protein 132D-like
Exons: 10
Coding region: 1-3654 (1217 amino acids)
Source: RefSeq, a predicted model, not a curated record
AUGAAGCUCAACUCUCCCCUCCGCUCAUUGCUCCCUGUUGUCGCGGCUGCUGUUCUCACAGCUGUUAAAGUGGCUGAGAGUCAGAAGUUUGCUGAAGAUCUCGGGACGUCCUCCACACCAUCUCCGGUUUAUCCCACCGUCAACUUUCAGGUCCUCAAUGUGGACCAUGUGAUUUUGAGGCAGGACAGUCCAGAGCCAUCAGGGAACUCCACCCUGAAGGGCCACACUCAGACUUUCCUCAUCACUGGCCCAGGUGCUGGGGUCCUCCAGUCCGCUGUCAACGCUUCUUAUGGCCCCCUGACUGUAGACGCCCCGAUCCCUCCGGACCUGCUCUUCAGUGGACGCAGGAUCCUGCCAGUCAUUUUGGGCCGCCAGGUUCGUUCCUCGUCUCCUGUUGUUAAGAUCCUCUUCCACAUGCCCACAGAAAGCAACAUCGCUGUUGGGCAAGAAAGGAUGGGGUCUGGGGAAGAUAACGGGAAGACAAGCGGUGGAGUCAAGGCAAAGGACGGAGCUCACUGUGUGACGGCUUACGCCUUCUGGGAGACGAGGGAAGUUCGUGGGGCGUGCCUGGUGUCUCCAGGUGGAUUCUGUGUGGCACAGCUGAAGCCAGAACCUGUCUGGUUCAGCUCGGCCAGCCGAUCAGGAAGCUCCAGCAGGGAAGCUGGAAAAACCGAAGGAAUUAAGGGGCUUCAGGGGAACCUAGUGGAGGUCUACUUCCAGAGUCGGAGGGACCAGACAGGCCAGUGUACCCCGCAGGACAGCCUGCAACGUGUAGGAGUGGGAAGAGGAAGAGACUCUGGGGGAUCAGGGACACCCAUGAGGCGGAUAGGAAGUGUUAAUCUGCUCAGGACUCCACCCGGAAACCCCACCUUCCUUCGGCUGAGACUCGGAGGCGCCGUGGUGAUCCAGACAUCUUCCAAGCCCCUGAAGACCACCGAUGUGGCAACUUUCUACAUCUUCCUAGCUAGUACAUCUACCCUGGAAAGUUUCACACUCAGGGCGACAGUAAAAGCGGGUCUGUCCUUCAGUGCAGCGCGGCCCAGCGACUCAGCGCUGUGGGACAUUCUGGUGGAGCCUGGCAGAGGAGCGUCCCCCAACAUGGUCUCUGUCGUCUGCCACAGGAAGGUCGCUAUCACCGCUAAGAGGGGUCUUCUGGAGGUUUUGCAGCUUGACUUUGUGCCGAAAGACGUUUCGGAGAAGGCUGAGAGUCAGACGAUCUCCUGGCGUCUGGAGUUGCCAGGGAACGUCAAGGAUGUGGGCAUGAUGCGGAUCUACACGACCCAGAGAGACUACGUGGGGCUGGCACCUCUGGUCAUGAACACAGAUAUCUUGAAUACUGCAGUGCUGACGGGUAAAAUGGUGUCAGUCCCUGUGAAAACUCUGGCUGUGGAGGCUAAUGGUUCAGUCACAGAUGUGACCAACUACACCAGCUGUCGGUCCACAGAGGAGGAUGCACUCAAGGUGUCAGAGGGCUGUGACUAUGUGUAUGUAAAUGGAAAAGAGACAAGAGGAAAGAAGAGGGUGAUGCUCAACUUUACCUAUGGCUUCCUGAGUGCCCAGCUGGAGAUGAGUGUGUGGAUGCCACGGUUGCCCUUGCUCAUUGAUGUGGCCGACCCAGAGCUCAGCCAGAUCAAAGGCUGGAGGGUCCCUGUUACUACCGGCAACAGGAGGUCUACAUGGGACAGUGAGGAAGAGGAGGAAAUGAGGAAGGGCAGGGGCUGCAUGCUGCAGUACCAGCACUCUACACUCAGAGUGCUCACGCCCUUUGUGGCUCAGGCUGGUGCUGAGGUGCUGCCUGAUCUGCUAACUGGGGCAGAGCCUGUUGACUACUUCCUGGGUCCUGAUUGGCAGGUGGAUGUGACCAAUCUUGUACGCUACUCUCUAAAAGUGGCAGACCCUGACGUAGCCAGGGUGCAUGAUGGGGUGGUGCUGCAGGGACGGGCUGUGGGCAUUACUACUGUACAGGUGCUGUCCCCUCUGACGUCAUCGGUCCUGGCUGAGAGGAGCAUCAGGGUGGUGGAUGACAAAGUGAGUUUGACAGAGCUGGGAGUGCAGUUGGUGUCUGGACUCUCUCUGUCCCUGCAGCUCAGCCCAGGGAGCAACAGGGCCAUCAUUGCCACGGCAACCACGCGGGAGGCGAUCACGCAGCUCAAACAGGAAGCGGCGGUCAGCUGCUGGGUUCAGUUCAGCGAUGGGGCCGUUGCUCCACUGGAGCUGUUCGACCGCAGCAUCUACUCUCUGACAGUCUCUACACCAGAUGAGGGUGUGGCCACAGUCCGCCGCACCCCACUGUCCACAUUUGUGGUAGCACAAGGUGAAGGCGAGGGCCAGGGGGCGCUAGUGAGGGUGGAGCUGAGGAUCUGUGAGGAAUGCCAGAAGUCCAAGAGGAAGAGCAAACUGGCAGUGGGCACGGGGCUCCUCAGAAUGAACUUCCAGAGUAGCAGCAGAGCUGCAGCAGGGGGAGGAGGAGGAGCUAGUGGGGUUGGCACUGACGGGAAUAAAGAUUACGAUGGUGGCGCAUCAGAAGCAUUAGGAGAGAUUAAAACGACGGUGACAUCACAGCGUGCCAUCACAGAUGUGGAUAAAUGGUUGCUAAGGAGCACAGUACCUGACCAGCAGGAGUCUGACAUGUCAAAAACAUCCACCUCAACCACAUAUUCUAUGAGACCUGCGCAGCCACAUGUUGUGUGGAUUGGAACUACAACCAGAGGUACAAGAGGUGGCACAUAUACUGUCAUUCCCACAACUGCCACUACGACUAAUACACCAAUGAGCACUGCCAAACCUAUAGCAACAACAGUGGGUGUUGUCAUGAAAGGUGAGGGGCAGAAGAGAAGCUAUGGAAACAUGCUCGACAACCCCAAUUCACCCCCUAACAAAGACAUUCCUAAAGCAGAAGUGACACCCAAGAAGGAGCCUCCUAAACCUAAAACCCCAAAAGUCAUCGAGAGCGACCUCAUCCGCACGUUCAGAGCCAUGUCGGACUUGGAAAUUGGCAUGUAUGCCUUGGUAGGGGUCUCCUGCGUAGCCAUCUUGGCUUUUUUACUGAACUGUGCUUCGUAUAACCUCUGUUUCCGUAAUCACAAGACACCCAUACAGGCCGGCCCGGCCCCCAGCAGGGACCCGAAGGACCACAAGCAUGACUGGGUGUGGCUGGGGAGCAAUAACCAGAGCGGUCCUGCCCCAGGCGCCGCAGCUCAAGCGUCAUCGCUAAAACGUGAGACCCAUCGCCCUCUGGAGUCCCGUCAUUCCAUAGACUCCAUGGGCCACCGUAGCCUGGAGAACACCCUGCCCACUGUGAGUGCCCCGGCCGUGCCCGAAAGAACUGCCACCCUGGGCCGCAGCAGGACCAGCUCCCAGCAGCAGCAGUUUCAGGGGAAGGCGAUUGACCCCAUGGCGAAUCGCUCAGCAACUUUGCUGGCCAGGCCACACCGCAGCGAGCCGCUUCAUUCCCCCACCAGUAAGAGGAACCAGGUCCAGUUCACCACCUUCACCACGCUGGACAUCAAGCACCUGGCUGCGCUGAAGAAGAACGGAGUGGACUUAAAUUGGGCCAACCAGCAGACGCAGCAGCACCAGGCCCCUGCUGAGCCUCAGACACCUUUACCUGACAUGCCAUGGCCUGUAGUCAAACCUCUAGGAGAGCCCCAGUGA